UGCUGUGCCUCGGUGCUGGGAUGCCUCAUCCUUGUACCCAGGGGCCUGGCAUUGUCUCAGCCCCUGUGCCCAAAAAGCUGCUGAUGAUGGCUGGUAUCUACAACUGCUACACCUCAGCCAAGGACUGCACUGUCACCAUGGGCAACCUUGGCAAGGCCACCUUUGAUGCCAUCUCUAAGACCUACAGCUAUCUUACCCCCAACUUCUGGAAAGAGACUGUGCACACCAAGUCUCCCUAUCAGGAACUCACUGACCAUCUUGUAAAGACCCACCCCAGAGUUUCUAUGCAGUGGUCUCAGGCUCCAGCUGUGGCCACCACAUAAUUUUAUACAAGGAAAAUAAAAU
Messenger RNA from Phyllostomus discolor (pale spear-nosed bat), 345 nucleotides. RefSeq names its product 40S ribosomal protein S2-like. The transcript has a single exon. Lineage: Eukaryota; Metazoa; Chordata; Mammalia; Chiroptera; Phyllostomidae. Bases 21 to 323 code for a protein of 100 amino acids. Gene Ontology annotation, molecular function: structural constituent of ribosome. Gene Ontology annotation, biological process: translation. Gene Ontology annotation, cellular component: ribosome. The record is from RefSeq and is a predicted model, not a curated record.